AUGCCGACAAUCAGCCUCCACCCGCUGCCUGCGAACCCGACAACGGGGCAGCAGCCGUCCGCGAGCUUUAGUGCGAGAUCGGCAGGGAGCAGUAUGAGCGUGCCGCUCGCGAGCGCGGCGGGGGGAGGCGGGGUCAACAGGGAGGUAUUGAAGGGGUUGCAGGAUGUCGCGUGGAGUGAUGAUGAGGACGACCCCGACUGUCUCGUCUGCGCUGAACCACUCGACUUGUCAGAUCUGAACUUCAAACCAUGCCAAUGUGGAAUACAGAUCUGUCAAUUCUGCUACAAUCGUCUUCUGACUACGGACGGACGCUGUCCAGGCUGUCGGCGGGUGUACGAUACCAAAGCUGUGGUAUUUCAACCUGUGGACUGGGAAGAGGUCAAGCGGGCGAAGGAAAAGAAGACGCGGAGGGCAAAGACCAUCAAGCAGCUGGAUCAAAUUGGGCGGCGGCAUCUCAUGGGCGUACGGAUCGUGAUGAAGAAUACGGUCUAUGUCGUGGGGAUGAAGCUGCCUGCUGUUGGUGACGAUGCGAUACCCAUACUCCGUACCAACGAGUAUUUCGGGCAAUACGGCAAAAUCUCCCGAAUCUACCUACGCGACCGCACCGCCACCUCCUCCACUUCUGUCCACACCCUCGAUAGCCCCAACCCCCUCACAUCCACCGGCAUCUAUAUCGUUUAUGUCCGCCGAGAAGACGCCGCUCGUGCCAUAUCGGCCCUGGACGGGUUCGCGUCGCCUGGCGGACCGGCGGGCGCGUCAUUGAAGGCGAAUCACGGGACGACGCGGUAUUGUGAUGCGUUCUUGAGGGGGUCGAAGUGCGAUACGAGUGGGUGUACGGGGUUGCAUGAGUGGGGAGGGGAGGGGGAUUGCUUUACAAAGGACGAUUAUGAGAUUGCUCUGACUCGUCCGGCGGAAUACGAUGCCCGGCAGAAGCAGGCGACAAUGACGGUGCCGCCUUUGACCCAAAAGUCGGCAUGGCCAAAACCAUCCGCUGGUGCAGACGAGGCCGUUGGAUCUGCACUACCAGGAUCCGCAAGCUGGGGCAAACCAAUAGGAACCGGCCGCACUCCCGUCCGUCCACCUCCUGCCCCCGCGCCCGCCGCCACCCGGAGCAAAUCCAACCUCAUCCCACUCACGAAAAACCCACUCGCCUUCCCCCUUCCUACUCCCUCCGCCAUCCCCAUCCCGGCCGUCAAGCGCGAAAAGAAGGUCAUUGCAUCGGCAAUGUCUAGAGGACGGAGUACGGAUUCGGUACAGAGCGGAGCGGGGAGCAGCGCGCAGACUUCGCCAAAAAAGAAACCGUUGACUUUGUCGACGAGUACGCUUAUACCCAAGGUGGACACGCCGACACCUACACCUGCUGCAGCAUCCGCUUCCUCAUCGAUGCCUCCCCCUCCACCCGGUCUUCCCAUCCCUGCUCGCGCGAAACACUCCCGCCCUGCGUCCAUCGAUACGGCGACUACAGAAUCGGAGGCUGUUACUGCCCCGCUUGUCGAGAGCGAGCCAGAACCGGAACUCGAUGCUGUAGAGUCUGUACCUACGGGCGAUACCAGUUCCGAAGCAGGCCCUUCCUCUUCCUCACCCGCACCCCAGACCCCUGCCCGUUCCCACGCCGAUUCGAAUCCCCUCCCUCCACCACUCACUUCGGAUCCCAUCUUCCUUCACUCGCCCUACGAAGAACCGCAAAUGUACACCUUCCCCACGUCCGAUCCGGACUUUUCGUUCGUCCUCAACGUCGACCCGGAAGACCUGCGGCGGAUGGAGGGAGAGUACCGGCCGAGCCCGUACUCGAAGCUCCUGGUGGGACUGGCGGAGAUGGGUGUCUUGGCGUCAGAUCUGGCAAGUGCGGGUCUGUCGCAUGCGUUGGGUCGGAAGAGCAAGGGAGGGCAAGAUGGGGGUGGAGGGUGGAAGGGGAUGUUCCAGCCGUUUGACGCGCCCUCCCUGGAGGAGUUUGCGGAUAUGGCUGCUAUGGACGAGAGGGAGGAAGAAGAGGUGGAGGAGCAAGUGGACGAAGUAGAGGAAGAGGAGGCGGAAGCACCUCGUACGACGUCUCGGUUCGAAUUCGCUCGGCCCGUCUCUCGCGCAACGAGCUUUUCGCUCUCGCGUGGCCAGAGCCCCUUCAACCUCCGCGCCAACACGCAGAUUCGGCACGAUGUCGGCGAAGGCAGCUCCGGGUCGGUUGCGUCCGGAUCGGGCGGGUCGCGGCUCAUCUGGCCACCGCAUAUGCAGCACCAGCAGCAGUCUGCGCAGCUCGCCGAGCAGGUCGCGAACGCCGGGACGGGCCACUAUCACGAUUCGCCAUCUACCGAACGGUCCUGGCCUCUCGCGGCGCAUGCGGGAAUGGACCUCUCCCGACCCCCCUCGCAUCGCCCAUUCGAAGAGGAAAAUCAAGCACCGCAACAGCAACAGCAACAACACCCCUCGCACCACUCCCCACUCGUCCAUUCCUUCAACUCACAUCCUCUCCCUCCGCCUCAAUCCGGACCCUUCCCCAUCGGCCUCACACUGCAACAACAGCAGUCGUACACCCACGGACCGCUCCCUUCGGCCUCGGGCCAAGGCGGACAGGGGCAGACGCAGGCGCAAAGGCAGUACGAUGCGCGAUCAUUACAGGCGUUUCAUCAGCAGGCGGCGAUGCGGGGCGGAAAUGCGCAGGCGCAGCAGGUGGGACAAGGAGGAGGGUAUAGGCGCUUCUAG
Dioszegia hungarica is the source of this 2697-nucleotide messenger RNA. RefSeq names its product putative transcriptional repressor. Gene Ontology annotation, molecular function: nucleic acid binding; ubiquitin-protein transferase activity. NCBI's taxonomy places the organism in Eukaryota, Fungi, Basidiomycota, Tremellomycetes, Tremellales, Bulleribasidiaceae. The transcript has 7 exons. Gene Ontology annotation, biological process: protein ubiquitination. Gene Ontology annotation, cellular component: CCR4-NOT complex. Bases 1 to 2697 code for a protein of 898 amino acids. The record is from RefSeq and is a predicted model, not a curated record.